CUUGCAAACGCCUCUACGUUUGUAGAUUUGAUUAAAAAAAAGAGAGGACCUAACAGUAAUUAAACGCGUGUUUUGUUAAUAUCACACAAACACCUCGUGUGGUUUGUUAACGAGUUGGCUAUGACCCUGCUUCCAGGGUUACGAACGGCUCCGUUACGUUAUAAGAAGUGAUUCCGGUUCAGUGGCAGGUUUGAACUCUCUGGAAAGUGACCAUUGUUGUAAUCAGGUCGAGGCUGUUACCACCUCCACUUGCUGACUUUCUUAGUUUUUUUUUACGGGUUUAACGUUACAGCGGGACGAACAGAGCAAGCUUUUUACAGUGUCAUGAAAGAAAUGUCCAGCGCCAUGCCUGGUGGGCAACAGCCUCAGAGACACUAUGGCAUCACCUCUGCCAUUAGCCUCGCACCCCCACGAGAAAUAGACCACCAGUACACCAAGAAGCUCUGUGAUGCUAUGAAGCCUUUUGGGGUGUUUGAAGACGAAGAGGAAUUGAACCACAGACUUGCAGUUCUUGGAAAGUUGAAUAACUUUGUUAAAGAAUGGAUCGCAGAGAUCAGUGAAUUAAAGAACCUUCCACCAUCAGCUAUAAGCUGUGUCGGGGGCAAGAUAUUUACAUUUGGUUCAUACCGUCUUGGAGUGCACACAAAAGGAGCCGAUAUUGACGCCUUAUGUGUGGCUCCGCGCCACGUAGAGAGAAGCGACUUUUUCCAGUCUUUCUUCGAGAAAUUGAAACAGCACGAAGAGAUCAAAGACCUGAGGGCCGUCGAGGAUGCCUUUGUACCGGUGAUAAAAUUCAAAUUUGACGGAAUAGAGAUUGACCUGCUUUUUGCCAGACUGGCCUUACAGUCCAUUCCAGACAACUUGGACCUGAGGGGGGACUCCAUCCUGAGAAACUUGGACAUUCGUUGUAUCCGCAGCCUUAACGGCUGUCGAGUGACUGAUGAAAUUUUGUACCUCGUGCCAAACAAAGAAAACUUCAGACUGACAUUGAGAGCCAUCAAACUGUGGGCGAAGCGUCGCGGGAUCUACUCCAACAUGCUGGGGUUUCUGGGUGGAGUGUCGUGGGCCAUGCUGGUGGCCAGGACCUGCCAGCUCUACCCAAACGCUGUGGCAGCCACGCUCGUCCACAAGUUCUUCCUUGUUUUCUCCAAAUGGGAAUGGCCGAAUCCUGUGCUAUUGAAACAACCUGAGGACAGUAAUCUGAAUCUACCUGUGUGGGAUCCCAGAGUCAACCCAUCUGACAGAUACCACCUGAUGCCCAUCAUCACGCCUGCCUACCCCCAGCAGAACUCCACAUACAACGUCUCCACGUCAACACGCACCAUCAUGAGCGAGGAGUUCAAAUACGGUCUCAGCGUCACAGAUGAGAUUCUUCAGGGAAAAGCAGAAUGGUCCAAGCUCUUUGAGCCUCCUAAUUUCUUCCAAAAGUACAAGCAUUACAUCGUUCUGACUGCCAGUGCAUCCACAGAAGAAAACCACUUAGAAUGGAUCGGUCUAGUGGAGUCAAAGAUCCGCGUUUUGGUGGGAAACCUGGAGAGGAAUGAAUACAUCACCCUGGCUCACGUCAACCCACAGUCCUUCCCUGGGUCCAAAGAGAACCGCAAUGAGAACGACUUUGUGUCCAUGUGGUUCAUCGGGAUCAUCUUCAAGAAAGUGGAGAACGCAGAGAGUGUGAAUAUUGACCUGACGUACGACAUCCAGUCCUUCACAGACACUGUGUACAGACAAGCCAACAACAUCAACAUGCUGAAGGACGGCAUGAAGAUCGAAGCAACGCAUGUAAAGAAGAAGCAGCUCCACCAGUACCUUCCUGCUGAACUGGUGCAGAAGAAGAAGAGGAGCAUAGCAGAGUUGAACCGCAGCUCUAACGGGGGGAGCUCUAAGAGGAUGUCUCUGGACAGCAGUCACCUGGACAGCUCCAGAGACACAGACUCAGGGACUCCCAUCUGCUCCCCAACCAGCAAACCCUCCAAGCCCACGUCUGACACAGAUGACAGCGUCAGCCCUCCCAAGCAGCUUUUUGUGGAAAGCUCUCCAGCACCCAGUGCAGCAGCAGCAGCAGCAGCAGCAGCUCCUCCUACAACAGACCAGGGCAUGUCCAUCCCUGUCAUCGGCUCAAAGCCGCCAGUAAAAGUGGUGAAACCUUCUUCUCCACCAGCCAGCAGCUCCGUCACCCCCCCUGCGCCGAGCGGGAACGUGAAGCCCAACGCCGCAAGCAGCCCCAAAGAGGAGCCCAACGGCCUGGACGACUCUGUCAACGGAGCUCCAGCCAAGAGACCGCACUCACCUACACAAGAGGACCUGGCCAAGAGGCACAAAGACACAGAGGAGGUCUCCAAUGACGACUCUACUUUCAAAGAGCCAUAUCCACCAUCUGACCCCCAUGUGCACGGAGAUGGACCCAACAUUACUCCUCUUUCUGGAUCAAAGGCGAAGCCCAUUCCAACCAUCGAUACCUCAAGAACACAGAGACUUCCCAGCAUGGAGCUGCCAGACGCCUCCUCGCCUCUUCCAGCCAGCAACAGCUGCCGCGUGGUGAAAAAUUCCAUUAAACUGGCCCUCAACCGCCACAACAUCACACCUCCCAAGCCCCCAGUGUUCGAGGGAACCCUCACCACUGACGCUCCCCCCAGCAGUGAAGAAAAAGGCAUGUCCAUUCCUGUCAUUGGCUCAAAAAAUACUGCAUCCAAACCCGUCGUGCCCCCCGUCGGCAGCUCCAUCCCCACACUAGUGAGCCGAGGAGCCGACCCGCUGAACGGAGCGCCCUCAAAGAGACCCCACUCUCCCUCCCUGGAGGAACAGGCCAAGAGGCUGAAAGAAACAGAGAAGGCCAGAAUCCACAUAGCUUGAACACACAACUCACAGACUUGGACAUAUACACACACACACAAACACAUAUAUACAUAUAUAAACACCCAGAGGUGGUGCUUUGCUGUUUAAAAGUCUAACACCGAGAAGUCAACUUCACACGUGGGAGUGGGAGAGAGAGCGCGUUCAGUUCCAGAACAAAUCCCAUGUGUGAAGCAGCAGCAGUGGGAGGGGGGGUUGGACAGGGGAGGGGGGGUUGGACACCUCACCUCACCUCAGAUCUCCAGUGAUUUUUUUUUUUACAGAUUUGCCAGUGGAUAGGUGAUUCGGUCAAAACCACGAUGUCGUCUGCGUCUUCUUCGGUCACACUCGCAGCCAGAGAGCAUUUAACACAGUUACGGAGAAAUCCGACACGAGAACUAAAGCGACAGUUUCUUUUUUCUUUUCUUUUUUUUUUACUCGUCUUCUCCUUCAAUGUUUAAAAUCGUUCGCAAUACAGACGGAAAAUGAGCCGUUCUUUUCAUUUUCCUCUUUUUUUUUUCUUUCUUCUUUUUUUUUUCUCUCGAGUUAACAUGUUUUAAAACAGCUCAGAACAUUUAUCGACGCUUGCUAUACACACUUCUGGUGUAUGCUGAUUUUUUUUUUUCUUCUUCAUUUUCAUUUCUCCCAAACAGAAACCUGUACAGUAAAUGUUGAUGUACAUAACUUUUGUCUUAAAAAAAAAAAAAAAGCAAAAGAUCACUGUUAAGUCUUUUGAUCAUUCUAUUGUAGUUUUAUCUAAAAACGUGAAAAAAAGUUUAAAAAAUUGUAAAUUUUGUUUUUUUUUCUCUACUGCUUGUCCAAAAAAAAAAAAAAAAAAAAAAAAAAAUUGUCUCCAGCCCUGAAUAUUUUUCUGGUAAAAACACCGUAAAGGUUUGGAUACAGAUGCAGGGAGGUUUUAUGGAGGGUUUGCUUGGAUAUCGUAACCCACGACUCUUUAGACCACCAAGACUACCCACAGAGGAUUCCAGGUUAGUAUGGGACUUGCAGUGUGUAGAAGAUUAUAUGAUCCAAAUCCUUGUUUAACAGAAAAAAACGGUAAAGUGACAGCAGUGCUUCUCAGGUGCCGGUUAAGAGCAAGAAAAUCAUCCUCACAAACAACAUCGUAAAAACGGUCAGGCGUUUUCUGAAAGUUGUUCAGCACUCGGAAAGAUCCGUACGAAACGAUGGAUGAAACCAUAUUGUCUUGGAUUAAAAGAAAAGUUGCGUUUAUUCAUUAUCUGCCUACUUUUUCAUGGUUUAUUCAAGCUUUAGGUGUCAGAUCAUUGUGGUAGACACAGUAAAAGAGAGUACAUACCUGUGUUUUACAUGUGAAAUCAUCCUCAUGUCAAACAAACCCAGCCAUCAGGAGGGCUAAACAGUCAUUUCUUCAGAUUACUGCUUGACCCCCCCCCCACCUCCACCUCCAUCAUUUCACCGUGGUCCGUCAGCUAGUGAAGCUCGAACCUGCUCGCAAGCGUGUGUCACAUCCACGAAAGAGUUUGUGGUGCUUUUUUGUGAAGAAGAGGAAAAAAAUGGUUCGAAGCUUCUUCUUUUUCUUUUUUUCUUUUUUUUUUUUGACAAGUUGUGUGCUGGUUUGUGUGUGUACGCAUGUGUAUGUGGUUGACUGUGUGUGAGCGUGCAUGCAUAGAAGGUUGAUUAUGUGUCGGAGAGAGACAGAAUUCCCUCAAGAUAUGGGUAUUAACCCUCUGCGCCUCCUGUGGAGGUUCUUAAAAAGGAAAAAAAGCAUCUCCUGGGGCCACAGGUUGGAGGGGGGGGUCAGGAGACAACUUUUUUUUUUUUUUUUUUCCUUUUUUUUUUUCUUUCCUGCCUUGGGCCCCAACCCUCCAUCUAUAUGGUCUGAAGCUGGGUAUCUUUGUGGUGGAUUUCAGCACAGAGGAUAUAUACAUGUGCUGCUGCAUUGUGUAACUAACAAGGUGAGAGUUAGGACGCAAGGACACAGGCUCUUUUUUGUUUUUUUUGUUUUUCCAGCAUCAGUUUCCCCAACGAAAUGUACAGAGAACAGUUUUUUCAAAAAGGCAUAUUCUUCAUUAUUGGGGGUUUUCUUAUCACUUUAUUUAUAUUUGCAUAUUUGUACCAUGUGAUCUUUUUUUUAAUAGCAUUCAUAGCAGGUAGGUCUUUUUUGAAUGAAAUCUGCACCACUCUGUUUCAAACAACCCAUGUUUUGCUGUUCGGAAAACAUUUAACAAAAAGAGGUCAUUUAGAUGUUUGUUUCUAAAAUGUAUUGAAAGGGUAUUUUUGUAUGUGUUUAUCACUUCCUUUAAAUGAAUCCGUACACCCAUUAAACCCCUAAAAAAACUACAAA
This is a messenger RNA of Scomber japonicus (chub mackerel), 5152 nucleotides long. It is a transcript of the gene papolg, whose product is annotated as poly(A) polymerase gamma. Bases 325 to 2850 code for a protein of 841 amino acids. Gene Ontology annotation, molecular function: RNA binding; poly(A) RNA polymerase activity. The record is from RefSeq and is a predicted model, not a curated record. Lineage: Eukaryota; Metazoa; Chordata; Actinopteri; Scombriformes; Scombridae. The transcript has 24 exons. Gene Ontology annotation, cellular component: nucleus.